AUGAACCAGAGUAUGAAGCCUCAGUUUCUGUCUCUCGCUGGAGAUCUCCAUGCUUACAUUCUGACCUUCCUUUCUUACCAAGAUAUUCUUCGGUGCGCAUCCGUAUGUACAGGCCUUCGCCAGAUGUACUUGUCGUCUUCUGAACUUCAGUACAUCGUUGAACUCGGUGGUCAACAGCUGCUUCCUGUCAAUCUCCAACCCGGAGUUGACGACCACAUUCCUAUCUCGGAGCGCCUACAGCUCCUGAGGGACAAAGCCCACGCGUGGUUCAAAUUUAACACUCGGCCUGUCCAAACAGUCAUCGUACCAAAAAUAUUCUAUAGUGAUAAAGCAUUUGUCUCCAAUGGCCACCUCUGCCUCUGCGAUACUGAAAAUCUAUCAGGCUUCGCCAAGAUUUUUCCAAUAGCACCAGAGCCCUCACAACAAGCAAUCGACCGUGAAUGGUCUUCAGAAUCGCUAUCUUCACUUCCCAACACACAGAACAUCGAUGUGCUCAUGGACCCAGAACAAAACCUAAUUGCUGCCGCAUAUGAUGUUAUUGGUGGGUCAUAUAUCGACCUUUUAGCUUUGGAUGGAGAUGGGGUCCACCCCCAAGCUGCUGGAAGAAGACUUAUAAUGUCCCCUGAGCUACUCGGACGCCAGAACAUGGACUUUCAAGCCUUAGAUUCUGACUCCGAUAAGAACUGGAGGCUUGAGAGCCUAGGGAGGCAUAUUGCUCUCUGGCGCCAUGAGUCGCCACGCGGUGAACCAGACAGGCUCUUAUGGUGGUUACAGAUUUGGGACUGGCAGUACUCCACAAUGUCCAAUUGCGUCCUCAGCGGCACUGUAUUCGACGCCGAACAGUUUGAUGGCUUGAUUGAUUUUUGUUUCCUCGGAAGCAAUAGAUUGCUAAUUGUCAUGAAUGACAAUUUGAAGGUCUAUUCAAUCGAGGAUAUGUCCCAGGCGCCGGAAUUGCUGGCAUGUUUCCUGUUUCCUGCACAAGUGCAGUUCAUAAGAUGCUUCCCCUCGAAAAUCAACUUGAAUCUUGCACGCACCCAACGAACAAUGUGGACCUCCGACCCCGCACAUCGAUUGCUAUCCCUGCUCACAUACUCUUCUGAGGCUCUCUUCCAUUUUGUCAUUUCCGCCAGUAUCUUCUUCCAGCUGGACCUCUUCGAAGGAAUGACAACGGCAGUACCAUGGAAACAUUGGGGCCCUUUAAAUUCUCGUGUUUUCCAGGACAAUGAGAUGUUUGGUUUUGGCCUUGGCGGGAGUCGAGUCUUCAAGGCCAUCCCUAGUAUAAUCGAAAGGUCAUACAGUGACCUCGUGGAGUACAGAUUACAUAUGAUGGACUUCAGCCCGUUAGCUGUUAAGCACCAGCAAGGUCUAGGACAAGUGGUGAGAGAGCCAUCUACCAUAGACUUGGAGGGAGAGUUGGUAACAACCUCCCUGCCUUAUGUCGAGGUCGUGUCGGACACAAAGUCGUCUCACGAGCCGACUCCGAUAUGGGUCGAUAAAAACAGAAUAUAUGUGCUUCAAAGCGAUACGGCAAGUGCAGAUUCUUUCCUGUCUCAAGGAAGUCCAAGCUGA
Messenger RNA from Suillus subalutaceus, 1569 nucleotides. RefSeq lists its product as uncharacterized. The transcript is spliced from 3 exons. NCBI's taxonomy places the organism in Eukaryota, Fungi, Basidiomycota, Agaricomycetes, Boletales, Suillaceae. The record is from RefSeq and is a predicted model, not a curated record. Gene Ontology annotation, molecular function: protein binding. The coding region runs from base 1 to 1569 and encodes 522 amino acids.